Molecule: messenger RNA, 899 nt
Organism: Medicago truncatula (barrel medic)
Lineage: Eukaryota; Viridiplantae; Streptophyta; Magnoliopsida; Fabales; Fabaceae
Product: 40S ribosomal protein S7-1
Exons: 6
Coding region: 167-742 (191 amino acids)
Biological process (GO): ribosomal small subunit biogenesis; rRNA processing; translation
Cellular component (GO): small-subunit processome; 90S preribosome; ribosome
Molecular function (GO): structural constituent of ribosome
Source: RefSeq, a predicted model, not a curated record
AUAUUUUGGCCCAAACACAAGCCCAAAACAAUAUAGGUUAACAAACGGGUAUAAACGAAGAGUGUUUCAUUAGGGUUUUCUUCUCUGCGAAUACAGUCACACAGCAAGCACUCAGCAGCCGGAGUUUGCAUCUGCAUCUUCUUCAGCUAAGUUGUGACUUGUGAAGAUGUUUACUUCAAGGAAGAAAAUCAGCAAAGACAAGGGUGCCGAGCCUACUGAAUUUGAGGAGUCAGUUGGACAGGCUUUGUUUGAUCUGGAAAACACAAACCAUGAGCUCAAAAGUGAGCUGAAAGAUUUAUACAUCAAUUCUGCAGUCCAAGUUGAUGUUUCUGGCAACCGCAAGGCUGUGGUUAUCCAUGUCCCCUACAGAUUGAGGAAGGGUUUCCGCAAAAUUCAUGUCAGGCUCGUUAGGGAGCUUGAGAAGAAAUUCAGUGGCAAGGAUGUGAUCCUCAUUGCCACCAGGAGAAUCGUCAGGCCUCCAAAGAAAGGCUCUGCUGCUCAGCGUCCACGCAGCCGUACACUCACUGCUGUCCACGAGGCAAUGCUCGAGGAUGUCGUGUUACCUGCUGAGAUUGUUGGCAAACGUACUAGAUACAGAAUUGAUGGAUCCAAGAUAAUGAAGGUGUUUUUGGACCCAAAGGAGAGAAACAAUACUGAAUACAAGCUUGAGACCUUUUCUGCAGUUUACAGGAAACUUUCAGGCAAAGAUGUUGUGUUUGAGUACCCUGUUACUGAGGCUUAGGUUCUGUUAUUCUCAGUUUUGGAUUUUUUUUAUGAACUGCUUAUGAUGAAUGCUUCUGGUUAAAUUUUGUUAAAGUUCUCUAUGAUUCUGGAUUUUGUUUGUCAAUGUAGCCUAUGAUACAUUAUUUAUUAUAGGAUCCUAAUGACGGUUUUUUCUA